Molecule: messenger RNA, 1663 nt
Organism: Klebsormidium nitens
Lineage: Eukaryota; Viridiplantae; Streptophyta; Klebsormidiophyceae; Klebsormidiales; Klebsormidiaceae
Source: the annotation of a GenBank genome assembly
UAUGCAGGUCUACAGAAGACGCAAUGCAGCCCUCAUGCAGAAGCAGUGAAGCACAAACCUUCGGCUCGUCUCAAACCUAGGCGUCCUCUAGGUAUUCUAGGUUGCUUUUCAAGGCGCUUGCUGGCAACAAGGAAGUCUUUCUUGGUAGCUGCGGUCAGGUCGCUUCGUACAAAUUUGGGGGGUGCAGGUUUAGCCAUGUUCUGUGGAGACGCUCAGAGCGUCCCAUCAAUCAAAAGACCAUCAAUGUUUCAGAUGAUGUAAGGCAUGGCCUUUGUACCCCAUUGUCCAUCUGCAGUAUCAGCAGCCCUCUCGAGUUCCGCAAAAGGUGCCGCUCAUUCAAACCCACCCCCAGGCAGGAUCAGUUCACUCUCAAGGACGCGCUCCAUCUCUCCCACAAGGUCUAGGAACAACCCCAUCUCUCCUAGGGGAAGGCAAACAAACGCCGAAUUCAAUGGCAACAUCAACCGCGGUCGCAGCAGCGACGCUGACAGGGUCACUAACCCUGCCUCCAAGAUUGAGGUGCCAGAGAGACUCGAGGGCACAUCCCUGCCGAAGGACUUUCAGUCGAAGCACGGGUCUCACCUCCUGUCACUUGCAGAGUUGGAGCAGUUCUCAGUUGAGGGGGAGGAAGGGCUACCAGGGGAAGCAUCCUGAUGGGACCACUCUGCGAUCCUCGUUCAAGGGAGAAGCUGUGAGGACAGCUCCUGAAGGUUCAAGACCCGUCACACAUCAGAAAACACUGAUCGAGGCAAUCCUCCCGAGUGUGCUCGUUCUUCCCAACCUCGCCCAAACAGCGCCCUCCUUCCUUGCGCGCCUGGUGGGUUUCUACGUGCUUAUGCGAGCAGGCAUUGCGGUACCAUACAAACGCGAGGUGACAGAAGAGGAGCAAGAGACAAAAACUCUGAGAGCAACAAAGCAAUGGAAGAUUGUCAACAACUACAAUGGAGUCCCCUGCAUACUGCGGCGAAAGUGGCGGUGCGCAUCGCGGGAGGAUGGUCGGAAGAGGCUGCGAAUGAUAUGCGACGUCCUCUCAGAGGACGACACCUUCCAGAUGUCAGACACGCACAAGGGUUGCCAGAUUCGGCGUGAGAGCGCGCAUUCAGAAACUGUCUCCUGCAACGGCGUGAAUGCCCUGUACGAUGACAACCCCUUUCCCCGUAUGAAAAUCGACAUUGCUAGGUUCCCUGAGGGUCGGGUUGGCAUGGAAGAGUACUACAAAGCCGAGAAGUUGGAGCGGGUCCUCCACAGCAAGGCGCGAUAGGCACGCCCUUUCUUUAGAGCACCAGCGCGAGACUCCUAGGUUGUACAGAGUCGUUUCUAGGCUCAUCGGCUAGCUUGUACAUAUGUAGGAGAUGCUGGCAUAGAGAGGCUCUGCUUUUGGGUUUGGCAAGAUUCAUCAGACCUGCCAUGCCUGUGCUGUAGAGUUCGGGUCUGUAGGGUAGUGUUUGGUGUGUUGCAUACAAUCCGAACCCUGCGAGACAGCUCAGACGCUCAAAUUCAUUGGCUUCGUGGCCGCCAGUUGUGAAACUCUUGCAGCGGCGACCGAUCAAAGGGAGACAGAAGAGAUCCCAUGAAGCUCUCUGCGUUGAUUAAGACCAUACUUUUUUCUUAUAUCAUAUGACGAUGACGUGUGAAGCAUGCUUCAAUUAGCAUAUUAACCGGA